GUGAUACACACACAAUCCUACCCAACUCCUGUACAUUGUGUUUGUCACGUCAAAUUGUCUGCCAGUGUGCCAAAGCUCUCUGCUACACGAGUUCAUUUUGUUACACUCUCCUCGGCUAAAUCUAUGCCGGCGUCACUUCCGACCCUGUCCUGACAUCUUACAUAAGGAGCUUGUUAAGGAAAGGACACGACGAGCCUGUGCUCAGUUACCGCAGGUUAGUUGGCUGAUGUUUCUGCCUGAUGGAAGCCGAAGGCAUCGGGGGACAGCGGCCAUGUGACCACGGAUGCAAGGAUUGGUUUAGUGCAGCUGUGACAUCGGCAAUCCACCCGUUCCCUCCCACCUUCCUCUCAAUCUUCCUCGCUCUCCUUACAGCUCUGUUCUUCCUUUGCCUUUCCUCAGCAUCUCUCCUCUAAGGGAUGGCGUGCGUCGGUGAUACCAGGGCGUCCAGGACUUAGCGUGCACUGACGGCACCCCUUUUUCCAGGAUUUGCUGGAUAUCCCCAAGCGUCCCCCGCUUUCUCUUACUCUCCACAGCGGCUGUCGUUCACCCCCCCCCCCCCCCCCCCCCCACCCCCACCCCCCAAACCCUCCACCUCUGUAUAUGGGAGUUGAGCCUCUGGGAGUGGAGGGAGUCAACCUCAGUGCUUCGCCGGGGAGCCGCGCACAAAUAGCCAUGCCCUGCCCAGUCAUCCUUUGACCAGCUGGAAUCAUUUCCACUUCUCUAACCAUCUACACACCAGCGACAGUAUAGGAUGAAAAUCUGCAACCAUGAUGCAAGGACUGAAAAAACGAACCAGGAAAGCCUUGGGCUUACGAAAGAAAGACAAGGAUACAGAGACGACGAGCUCACCUGACAAAGAAGGAACUGGAAGUGGAAAGAAAGGAAACAAAAAGGCUAAUGGCGCACUCAACGGUUUCUAUGGGGAAUUUGACUGGGACAGAUACGCAUCUCCUGAUGUGGAUGAGGAGGGUUUUAGCCAACGUCCUGGGGAUGAAGGUGAUGCAGCUUCCGCAGGAAAGCAGUUUUUCUCCUCCAGUGAAUCCGAGGACGAUGAAGAAAUCAAGAAAAAGUUCAAAAUCAAGAUCAAACCACUGGUGUCUGAGAGGGCCAAGUGCGUCCCUCCAUCUGUGGAUGAGCUUAAAGCCUCAGUGGGAGGUUUGGCGCUCUCUCCGUCUCUGAAGAGAAGUCCGAGACGCAGCCUGGGACAGAUAAAGCGGCACCUGUCAUGUGAAGAGAUUGCUCGACCCAGACGUUCUACCCCAACGCCAAGUCCUGCCCCUGACACCCCGAGUGACCGGCUAGCACAGAACAUUCCUGCCUUCUUUGGACAUCCCUCAGAGACACAAUAUGCCAGAUAUGAUGUGGUUCCUGCCGACGUCUGGGGAGGAUCAAGGCCAAAGUCGGAGUCGCUUUUGAGCAGAAGUUUCCCAACAGGAGCUCCUCCUCCGCUCCCUCCCAAAAACAUCGUAUCGCGGAGUCAAGGCUAUCCUUCACAGUCCGCUGUUGAUUUACCCAACGGAAGAGCAACUUGCAGUUCUGCCCCCAUCUACCUGAGCAUCCUGUCCCCCUCUUCGUACCGAGGCUGCCCUGCCCCUGACCUCGACGAUGUGUUCGGCCCCGUGGGCAGCCCACGCGCCGACGAGCACACCGUGUCCACCACCAGAUGGGUUACUUUUACAAAUGACAGACCUCCACCACCAGAUGAGCCCGCGCCGCCCCCUCCGCCUGACUCUCCUGCCCCAGACACACCCUCGUCCACACCCUCCACCCCGUACCUCUCACCUGGACCGCCUCCCAUUGAACCCCCGCCUUCGCCGCCGGUGUUCUCGACGGAUUCUUUGCCUUCUUUCACACCACUGGACUCACCGCCUUCCAUCAUGCUCGGACCUCCUCCCCCAGAUGAACCAGCCCCUCCCCUGCCGCCUUACUUCACUCCCACAAGUUCACCAGUAGUCUGCCUUGAAGAGGAGGCGAUUGAUGAGGAGGUGCUGCAGUUUGUACAUUACACACCCUCCCCGUUAUCAAUCAGUCCUGUGCCUCCUCUGCCAGCGGAGAGAAAGUCCCCUCGAGCAGGAAUUAUAUCGCCCCUGGUUUUGGGGGCAGCGGGGGGGAAAUGGACUCCAGAGGGAGGGAACCUGAGGGAUGACGUCUCAGACUUCACUGGUUCACCAAGAGAGCUAACACCGAGCUUCCGUGGAACGCCACCUCCUCUUCCUCCAACCACAUACCGAUCGAUUAUGUCUUCACCAGGGCCUUACUCAGGUCCGCCUUCGCCAGCCCGUUCUGCCACGUCACAGUCCCAAGGCAGUCCGGUCCCUCCUCCCCCUCCCCCACGGCCUUCCUCGCGACCAAAGUUGCCCCCAGGAAAACCGAUCCCAGACCUGACUCGACCCUUAAGUCCUCCCGUGUCGGGAAGCCCUCCACCUUUCGCUCCACUGGCUCGGGCAGAGAGCUCUUCCUCCAUCUCCUCCAUAACGUCACAGAGCGCGGCGUCCACGCCUACCUUAGGGAGGGACCUCUACUUAUCCAACACAGGAUGCUCAAGAGGCCCCAGCCCACUUACCAUGGGACCCCAAGACACUCUGCCAGUUGCAGCUGCCUUCACAGAAACUAUCAAUGCCUACUUUAAAGGCGCUGACCCCAGCAAGUGUGUCGUGAAGAUCACAGGAGAACUAGUGCUCUCCUUCCCUGCCGGCAUCACCAGGCAUUUCGCCAGCCACCCGACUCAACCGAUCCUCAUCUUUAGCAUCAGCAACUAUACCCGACUGGAGCAGGUCCUCCCCAAUCCGCAGCUGCUGUGCAGCGAUUCCCCAACAGACAGUCUAGACACCAAGGAGUUCUGGGUGAAUAUGCAAAACUUGAUGAGUCAUCUUAAGAAAGUGGCUGAGCAGAAGCCUCAGGCAACAUACUACAAUGUGGAUAUGAUCAAAUAUCAGGUUUCAGCAGACGGGAUCCAGUCCACCCCUCUCAAUCUCGCUAUGAGUUGGCGUGGCGAUGCCAAUAACACAGACCUCAGAAUAGACUACAAAUACAACACAGAGGCGAUGGCAAGUCCAGCUCCGCUUCACAACAUCUACUUUCUGGUUCCUGUGGAUGGAGGCAUAGCCAAGCUCCAGGCUAUGGUCCCACCUGCCACCUGGAAUCCAGAGCAGCAGAUGAUACAGUGGAAGAUUCCCAGCCUUUCUCAUAGGUCUGAAAACGGAGGAGUCGGGGCUCUCCUGGGCCGCUUCCAGAUGACAGCGGGUCCAUGUAAGCCCUCCCAGCUGGCGGUUCACUUCACCAGUGAGGGGAGCACAAUGUCCGGUUGUGACAUCCAGCUGCUCGGAACUGGCUACAGGCUGUCCCUGAUUAAGAAGAGAUUUGCUGCAGGGAAAUAUUUGGCAGAUAAUUAGCGGACCUCCCUAUGCGCACAACCAGGGGGAUCCAUGCUUUUUGACUCUGAAGACAAGGAACGCAUCCUCCGUUUGGUGUACUUUCAACUUUAUAGAGCAUCCAUCAGUGGAAAUACGACUGAUGAGCGUAUGCAAAAUAUUUAGUUUGUUACUUGAAACACUUUUGAGCCCUAAAGGAGUGAAAUCCUAAUUUAUGGAUGCAUACAGUGAUGCAGCCAAACCUCCCUACUUUUGUCUUACUUGUUGUCAUUGUAAAUUUACUGUAAAAGAUUAUAGAUUAUAUAUUACGACCGGAAUCUUGAGGUGGAAAAUGUACAAACAUGUAUGAUAGUGUUACUUUCCCAUGGAAUGAUAUUAAAUUAUAGAUUGUUAUUGAUCAAAUUUUUAAUCCCACCUCCAGUCCCAUUUGUUUUGAAUGACUUAUCUUUCUCAUCCUAUUUUUCUGUAUGCAGCCUCGGAAAUGGCACCUCAUAAAACAACAACUGCUUUUGCAGCUUUACUUUUCAUUGUUUUAUGAAUUAUUCGUACGUAAAACUGGAACUUGCUGUCUACUAGCAAGGGAACAGUUUCAAUCAGACUCAAAUGAAUUAAUGUAUCAUAAGGAUGCUUCUUUUGUGUGCACAAAUUCGACCAAAAAAAUAAGCACUUUCUGUAAUUCAUUAUCCCUACAUACAAAAACUCUCCUGUGCUAAAUCUGAAAUUUAGUGGCGAUAUUUUAAAAACAGGAAUUGUUUCCCGCUCAUUUCAGAGGGUUGCAUGGACAAAGAGCAAAGAUUGGCAGUCGAUCAGCUGCAGCAGUUUGACAUAGACAACAAAAAUAUCACUUCAACACUGUGAUUAAAAAAAAAAAAAAAAGAAUCUUGACUGCGUGUGACUGAUGAAAAGCUCGUUUUUCACUUUGUGUUUCUUGUCUGAUUGAGCCUUAAGAUCUACAAGGGAAAAGGAGGAAAACAGAGGUUGUAAUUGAAAUAGUAAUGCUGUAUUGGGAAAAUGUUAUGCCGCUUGAUGGUCGUUAGAGUAUAUGGAGGUCGGUCUUGGUUAAAUGGCGGACAUCAGAAAAAGUGGUGAAUGUUUUCCAGACAAAACAUGACAGAAACCGCAUACAUAUUUACCCGCUGUAACUCUUUUUAUUUUCACCCUGUUGAUUCUAUGUUAAAUGAUUUUUCCAAUAGCAAUAUUUCAAUAUUUAAGUGUAAAAAGUGUAGAUAAAGAGUUAUGGUUGAAAUAUUUCUCUAGGCAUAUGGAUAUGUGUUUGUGGUUGUUUAUUGAUGUCAUAAGGCUGUUAGGUUAUAUGGAACAACACAAUUUCUCUUCAUUUGUUGUUUGCCAUGUGGGUUUGUUGUGCAAAACAAAGUGUUACUGCUCAUGAAGAACUUCGGUGCCGUAUGAAAUCUGCAUUGCCCUUCACCAGUUGUUUCAAUGUGUCUCCAUGUCAAUAAAGUCAUGAUGCAGCGUACUUGUAUGUAUUGUAUAAUCAUGCUAUUAUUGUACGUCAUAUAAAAUCCCACCCUGGUUUGCUACGGAGAAACUUAUUGUCAAUGAAUUCGGCAUGUCAAUGUUCCCCGACUCUGCUGGUGAUACUGUAUUUGGCCUGCACUCAAGGCCCCCGUUUUUUUUGAAACUUAUUUUUGAUUUAUAUUUCAUGACUUCAUCUGCAGUGUUGAUCCACUAUAUUGACUCACAGUUAAGGCCUCGGUGUAAGAACACCUCAUUCAAAUGAAUUCUAUUUUCUUUGCCUUAUUAUUUAUUGAUUUGUUUUUGCAUAUCGAACAUGAUGUUUUUAAUGGCUGUAUGUCUUUAAAUACACACAGAAUAUGCAAACUUGUAAUGGACAUUUCCCAUCCAAAGAUUUGAAAAGUAAACGUGAAAAGGUCAAUAUAAUGUAAUACCUGUUUUACUUGGGUAAUAAAGAAAAGAAAAUAACCAGA
Molecule: messenger RNA, 5320 nt
Organism: Phycodurus eques (leafy seadragon)
Lineage: Eukaryota; Metazoa; Chordata; Actinopteri; Syngnathiformes; Syngnathidae
Gene: sgip1b
Product: SH3GL interacting endocytic adaptor 1b
Exons: 24
Coding region: 768-3392 (874 amino acids)
Biological process (GO): cytoskeleton organization; plasma membrane tubulation; regulation of endocytosis
Cellular component (GO): cytoplasm; endosome; plasma membrane
Molecular function (GO): phospholipid binding
Source: RefSeq, a predicted model, not a curated record